Messenger RNA from Opisthocomus hoazin, 459 nucleotides. NCBI's taxonomy places the organism in Eukaryota, Metazoa, Chordata, Aves, Opisthocomiformes, Opisthocomidae. The record is from RefSeq and is a predicted model, not a curated record.
CUGCCCGCCUGCCGGCUCCAGGACGUGUCCCAGGAGGCGCUGGGCUCCGCCGUCAUCGGCAUUGACGAGGGCCAGUUCUUCCCAGACAUCGUGGAGUUCUGCGAGGUUAUGGCCAACGCUGGGAAAACAGUCAUCGUUGCUGCUCUUGAUGGGACUUUCCAGAGAAAGGCUUUCGGGAGCAUCCUGAACCUGGUCCCGCUGGCAGAGAGCGUGGUGAAGCUGAACGCCGUGUGCAUGGAGUGCUACCGAGAAGCCUCCUACACGAAGAGGCUGGGAGCAGAGAGGGAGGUCGAAGUGAUCGGAGGAGCAGACAAGUACCACUCAGUCUGCAGACCUCUCAGGCGGCCCCAGCAGCCUGGCUCGGAAGACAAGGAGAAUGUGCCCAUGGCGGUGAAGCAGCUGGACGCGGCUGCCUCCCGGAAGAUCUUCGCUUCUUGACUGCGGGGCUCCCGCAUGGGG